This is a messenger RNA of Musa acuminata subsp. malaccensis (wild Malaysian banana), 1289 nucleotides long. Its product is annotated as xyloglucan endotransglucosylase protein 6. Gene Ontology annotation, molecular function: hydrolase activity, hydrolyzing O-glycosyl compounds; xyloglucan:xyloglucosyl transferase activity. NCBI's taxonomy places the organism in Eukaryota, Viridiplantae, Streptophyta, Magnoliopsida, Zingiberales, Musaceae. The record is from RefSeq and is a predicted model, not a curated record. Gene Ontology annotation, cellular component: cell wall; apoplast. Gene Ontology annotation, biological process: cell wall biogenesis; xyloglucan metabolic process.
CUUAAAGGUGAUCACAAGCUUAAUUCAAAUGCAAAGCUACUUGCAAAAGCAGAGGAUACAUAGAAAUCGAAGUACUUCCAGAGAUCAUUCUUUAAGCUACAAUUAGAUCCAUCAUGACACCACUUCAAUAUGUGAGCUGCAAUGGUGGAGUACAGGUUUACACACCACCAAUCAAAGUGGGAAGAGUUAAACUGAGCCAUUUCAUCAUCCCCAACUAUAAAGUGCAUCACUGCGUCUUCGGGAAGACCACAGAAAUGGGGUGGUCGAAGGUCAGCAGAACUCUUCUCUGUUGCCUGUGUCUUGCGGCGCUGCUGACCUCAGUGAGCUCUGCCGACUUCGGUGACCUCUUCCAGCCUUACUGGGCGGCAGAUCACAUAGUGGCCAUGGAUGGAGAGCCACUUAAGCUCACUCUCGAUAACACCUCAGGAUGUGGGUUUGAGUCCAAGAAGAAGUACCUCUUCGGCCAAACCAGCAUGCAGAUAAAGCUCGUCGAAGGCGACUCGGCCGGCACGGUGACUGCCUUCUACAUGUCAUCCGAUGGCCCAAACCACAACGAGCUGGACUUCGAGUUCCUCGGCAAUGUCACAGGCGAGCCGUACUUGGUGCAGACCAACGUCUACGUCAACGGCACCGGCAACCGGGAGCAGCGCCACUCUCUAUGGUUCGAUCCGACAGCCGACUUCCACACCUACUCCAUCCUGUGGAAUCGCUACCACAUCAGGUUUCUCGUCGACGGUGUUCCGAUGCGUAUGUUCGCUAACAAAGAGGCCGCUGGCGUCUUGUACCCCAAGGACCAGGCCAUGGGGGUGUACGCGUCGGUGUGGAACGCCGACGACUGGGCGACGCAGGGCGGGCGAGUGAAGACCAACUGGAGCCACGCGCCGUUCGUGACGGCCUUCCGGGGCUACGAGAUCGACGCGUGCGAGGCGGAGGAGGCGACGGGCGGGUGCGCCGGCGGUGGGGUGUUCUGGUGGGACGCGCCGGCGAUGAGCGGGCUCAGCCCGCAUCAGCGGCGCCAGCUCAGGUGGGUGCAGAGGAGGCACCUGGUGUACGACUACUGUAAGGAUAGGCCCAGGUUCCAUGAGAUGCCUGGGGAAUGCUUGAGCUGACCAUGUCGCAGUCUUACACUGCCUGCCAAAUGAACAAUGGAGUUGCAGUCUCUUCGCUCAUGCAAUUGGUCUGCAACAUCUCCCUGGAAUUGCACAUUGCACCUCACUUAAUUGUACCUGUUUUACUUUCUCAUGUUAAGAAUUUGAGAUAAGAAUCCAAUGAAAAAUCAAAUUCUAAUA